AAUAACUAUGAUUUCUUAUAAAGUUUUAAUAACAUUGACAGUGAUAGUAAUAUAUAUUAUAAAAUAUAGUGAUGCUGGUGACAAAGAAUUUAAAGAUUGCUAUGAAAUCUUAUCGAAUUCUGGGCUUAUAAAUAACGGAUUUAUGAAUUACUGUUAUCUUAUGCAAUAUAAAAAUGCUGACGAGUAUAUAAGUGCUGUGAACAAAUGGGAUGUUUGGUUAUCAUAUUUUAAUGAAACUGCAAAAAAAUACUUUGAGUAUGCCAAAGAACAACAAUGUGAUAAGAAUGAUCUUCUAAAGUCUCCAGAGCAAUUUUGUAUUUCUAUCUAUCCACAGAGUAAAGAUGAAUCGAUUUUAGACAAUCCAUACCUCAAUAUCGUGAUGAUAUAUAAAGAAGAGGUUUUACCAGACAACAAAAAAACUCUUCAAAAUAAAACUAAUGAUUUUUUUGAUAAUCAAAAGAGAUACUACAAACAUCUAAAGGAUUAUAUAGAAAAAAUGAGGAAUACCGCACCACAAUUGGACAUAAAACAAUAUUGUAAAAUACAACAUAGUCCCACCGACGAGCUUCUAAAGGAAUAUGACGUCGAUAAAAAUAAUCUUUAUAAAUAG
Messenger RNA from Rhopalosiphum maidis (corn leaf aphid), 610 nucleotides. RefSeq lists its product as uncharacterized. NCBI's taxonomy places the organism in Eukaryota, Metazoa, Arthropoda, Insecta, Hemiptera, Aphididae. The coding region runs from base 8 to 610 and encodes 200 amino acids. The transcript has 14 exons. The record is from RefSeq and is a predicted model, not a curated record.